UUUUCAAAAAGUAUAAAUUUGUUUUCUCAGUGUGCGAAAAGAUAUGUCCAACCUCCUCGGGUUAAAACCUUCGCCCCGAACACAACCUACUGUCCUCCUGAAACUGCAAUAGAUUCAAGAACAACCUAUCAUACCUCAUAUUACGGAGAAAAUGAUACACGCAACGCUCGACCAAAACCAAUUUUGCCAGUUCACAGUCUCCAUUUGCACAAUGACAAAUUUCACGAUAAUACAACGAAUAAAUUAAGUUUUAAGCCAGUAUCGGGAGUUCAUAAAGCCAAACCAUUCUUUCCUCGUCACAGGAUAAAUCCUGCGCAAGCACCGAUGGCGAGUGUCACGACUAUAUCGCACGAUUACAUGCCGAAAUAUGCUCCAAAAUCCGAGGCGAUUAUGCCCUGUGGACACAUUCGAACGAGCACCGGCAAAUUCGAGACCAAAACAACGACUUGCCUGAGUUACGUGAAUCCUGGGCCCGUGGAGCCCGUCAUGAGCUACAAGCCGCAAAUAAAAUACUACCAACCGCAGAUAUCCUCGGCUCAGGAGACAACUCAAAAAUUGAGCUUCUUACCUUACCAGCUGGCUAAAAAGGAAAAUUACUCCUGGGCCUUGAAGCCUACAUACAAGCCUCCCGAAGUGUCGAUGGGCGGGGAAACGACCUACUCGAAAAGCUACCUCCAGCAAAAGUCGGAAAAAGAGAAGCCCAUACUUCCGAAAGACACGGACGUGCUGCCGAAGGGCGAUCAGUUUAUAAAAAAUAGCAUUUACAAAGAAAGCUUCCUGCCCUGCCAAGUUAAUAUGGUGUCGCCGAUCAUUCCCUCGUCGAACAUCAAGCUGUCGAGUAAAAAAAUGACGGGCGACACGACGAACAAGCUGAGCUUUCAACCGAUGAAGGGCGAGAAGCGAAAGCCCAUCGUACCCCGGUCGCGCAAGAUAUUGGGCGACGCGACAUUCAUGCAAAACAUAACGACCAAUCAGUUGUCGUUCACGCCAAAGAUCGAAAAACGGCGCGAAAUGAUCAUGCCGUGCGGGCACAUUCGUACAUCCGACAAGCCCCUGGAGAAUAAGACGACGACGAUUUUAUCUUACGUUAAUCCAGGACCGACGUCGCAGGCGCAAAAUUACAAGCCCAUACUGAAAUAUUGCAAGCCCGAAGAAAAGAUCGAGACAAGCACCGUGAAUAUGUUGUCGUAUCCGGAAUGGUCUCUCGGGCCGAAGGAGGUCUACCCCUGGGCUCGCAAGCUCAAGUACCAGCCGGCGAAUAUGAAACUUGCGACCGACAGCGUCUACCGCACGAGCUUCUUACCCCCGGGUUAUUUCGUGGAGGAGUACGCGCCCGACACCAAAGCCUGCGACAGCUGCUGAAAAUGCCGAAAGUCUGAGAAAAAAACAAAUAAUACAACGACA
Messenger RNA from Ceratosolen solmsi marchali, 1404 nucleotides. RefSeq names its product protein FAM154B-like. The annotation marks the transcript as partial. Gene Ontology annotation, cellular component: cytoskeleton. The record is from RefSeq and is a predicted model, not a curated record. Lineage: Eukaryota; Metazoa; Arthropoda; Insecta; Hymenoptera; Agaonidae. Gene Ontology annotation, molecular function: microtubule binding. The transcript has 5 exons.